UUGCUUGCGGCUGUAAAGUAUUUCUUUCCUCUGGUAAUAUUGAUACAAAUCAAAGAAAAAAUUGGCAUGGGUCUCCCCCAGUCCAUACCAGGCCCUUUCUACAUAGUGUGACCUGUUCUACGGAGGUGAUCAUUAGUGGGUUUUUUUUAACCAAGCUAAUUAUGUAAGCUUGUAACUAUGGCUAUAUAAUUUUGUUUUACUGGGACUAAAAACACCCUACUUAUAUGAUCAUUUUAUAUUCAGAAUAGUCCCUGAUGUGUGUACAGUAUUUUUGACUGAUUUUAAGAUACAGGGCUAUUUUUUUUAUCUUGAUGUUCAGCAUUUGCGUUAAAAGAUAUAGAGGAAGAGAUAGACGUGUUUGUGGUUGGAAACAAUGAUCAAAAGGAAGGAAAAGGAGUACUUCACUAUUAGCCACCUCAGAGAUAUAAAGACUAAAAUACACUUAAUGUAAACGUGUGGAACAGGACAUGGGGGUACAAUUGUCAGGUUAAAAGAAGAGAUAAAUUUGAACUUUGUGAGAACUCUGAAGAAUUUUUAGUAAACCACAGGUCAUCACAUUAAUAAGAAAAGAGAUACAUUGUGGUUGUUUCUUUGGAAGCACAACUUAGUUCAGCCAAUUUGAAGAAAUAAGAGUAAAGUAAGGGUCUUGUUAAAUACCCUACCCAAGUGGCAUUUUAUUUUUUUCUUGGUGUUGGAGUCUUGUAAGGAUGAAUUGCUCUGUUACAGUUGAUAAUCUGGAUUCACCUCUAAAUGUAUUUAGCCUUAUUACUUAUAUACUCCUUUUUUUCUUUGGUGCCACAUUCAACAUCAUUGCCCUCUGGAUUUUUUGUUGUAGAAUGCAGCAAAGGACAGAAACCACUGUUUUUCUAAUGAACCUGAUGGUUGCUGAUAUCUUGAUUGUAUUAACUUUUCCAUUCAGAAUCUAUAAUUUCUUAUAUGGAUGGAAACUCAACACUGGAUUGUGCAGAACACUAACAAUCUUCUACUUUGUAAACACUUACGUGAGCAUUUUCACAAUCUCAGCCAUUGCCUUUGAUCGAUACUUGGCCAUAAAUUAUCCACUGAAGUAUAAAGGCUCUAUGUCCCCCAUGAAAGCCUCUAUUGCAUGCUGUUUCUUUUGGACUCUAUGUAUUACUGUUGGCAUACUGAGGAUUCUGUAUCAAACCGGGGCAGGAAAUCCAAAUACCUGUUUCAUAAAGGUGGGCACAGAACCCAAUAAAUUGAACCUAGUUCUUGCAGGGAUUGGGUUCCUUCUCCCAUUGAUAUUCAUCUGCUUUUGUUUUGGAAGGGUCAUGAAAAAUCUGCGUGUCAAAGCACCAAUGAACCUCAAAGAGCAGCAUGCCUUUAGGAAAGCAAUGAACAUUACUGCCUCUAAUUUUGUGAUUUUUGUGGUCUGUUUCCUGCCAAUCCAUGUGGGAUACAUAGUACGCUAUGUUGCUGAAAGCAACCAUGCACCCUGCCAUAGUCUUAAAUCAAUAAGUGUCUUCAUAAAUAUGGUAACAAUCAUUGCUAAUGCUAACUGUGUCCUGGACACCGUGUGUUAUUACUUUGCAGCCACUGAAUUUCGAAAUGCUCUCUCUAAACCAAUACAAAUUUCUCCAAAGUGCAGCUCCUUCUGUUGUCACAAAUGAGCUCACGAAUGGCGUCCUUAUAAAAACUGGUCAUUUAUAUGGGAAGCUACCUGAACAAUUGGGAUCUGAGGUCCAGAAGAUACAAAAGAAGCAAAAUCAAGUCAUAAAUAUAAUUUGAUGAUUUUGAUGAUUUCAAACAGUAAGUUUGCUGGCCAAUAUAAAGCUGACAAAAAAGUUGUAGGCCCAAUUUACAUUUUAUUCAAAUCAGUUCUUAUUAAAGGGGCAGAGUUUAAAUACAGUGGGCUGGAUUCAGAUAGAAUGGUCUAUCAUUUUGCCGGCGUAACGUAUAUCAGAUACGUUACGCCGCC
This is a messenger RNA of Rana temporaria (common frog), 1939 nucleotides long. RefSeq names its product G-protein coupled receptor 35-like. Gene Ontology annotation, molecular function: G protein-coupled receptor activity. Gene Ontology annotation, cellular component: membrane. The transcript is spliced from 2 exons. The coding region runs from base 708 to 1631 and encodes 307 amino acids. The record is from RefSeq and is a predicted model, not a curated record. NCBI's taxonomy places the organism in Eukaryota, Metazoa, Chordata, Amphibia, Anura, Ranidae. Gene Ontology annotation, biological process: phospholipase C-activating G protein-coupled receptor signaling pathway; positive regulation of Rho protein signal transduction.